AUGGUAAUCGACGACCGGCCUCUCCACGCUCGCCUGCUCCGCGUCGACUGCCAGCAGCACAAGCCACCAUCCAAAGACGGCCCCAUGCUCGCCGUCCAGCAGGCUCCCAGGAUGGGUUCGACGCAGCCAGAGUCCGACCCCUUGCUGCCCUUUGGCUAUUCCGUUGACCCGGCCCAAGAGCCGCUCUUCGAUGCUCCCGAUCCCGCCCCGGGGGCGCCGCUCCUGUCCGAGUCCGACAGCAAGCUCCUCAGCUCCUUUUUCGAGGACAUGACGGCAAACCAGUAUAACAUGCCGUCCUUUGGAGAAGGGCUCAACUUCAGUGACGCCUGGCUCGACCUUCCGCCCCAGUUCAUGGGCACCGCCACCUCCUACGGGCCUCACGCGACCCCUCCUCUCGACCCCUCAGUCCAACAGUAUCCCGGCGCCAGCAGCAGCGGCCACCCCGACAGAAAUAUAGACCUUCAGAGGAUGAUGUCGGGCUCGCAUCUCAUGCCUCCGCCUCCUCCACCACCCCACCCCCAAUCGUUCCAUCAGCAGCACUCCGACGACGUUCUCAAUGCCGCUGCCACGCUCCUCCAGAACGGCUCCGCCUCCCGUACCAGCGCUCCCAAGAGCAAUGAUUCUCCGCUAUCGCGGCGAUCCGUCGGCUAUCCUGUCGGGCACCUUCGCCACCAGCCCCUUGAAGAGUUUAGGGAAGAGAAUAGAAGAAGCAGCACGGGCACCGAGCACGAUAACACGUUCGCAGAGUGGGGUUAUACGCCCGAGACAGACAAGGACUCGCUGGAGGCAAUGCAGCAGGCACAGCGAAAGUACCUCGAGUGUCUAGAAGUCGGCAAGAGCGCCACCGACCCCCGCCCAAGUAGCCCCACCAACGGCCGCGCCGCUCUCGAUAACCGUGAUAGCUCCAUAUACGUCAAGAGGGAGGAGGAUCCCGCCGCGCCGCCGCGCAAGAGGCGGAAAAGCGAGAACUCAGGCUGGAAGAGGAGGUCGAAAGCGGAAAGAACCGGGUCGUCACCCCCCGCCGAUGCCGCAGCCAACGGUAGGCGACGCAAAUCGACAGCCAACGGGGCCAAACCGCCACGUGAAAAUUUGUCCGAGGAGCAAAAGAGGGAGAACCACAUCCGCAGUGAACAGAAACGCCGCACGCUGAUUAAGGAGGGCUUCGACGACCUGGGCGAGCUGGUUCCGGGGCUCAAGGGGGGUGGCUUCAGCAAAAGCACGACGUUAUCGAUGGCUGCCGAGUGGCUCGAGGAUCUCGUUCGGGGAAACAAGACCCUCUCGGCUCAGUUGGCAGCCCUCGAUGGGAAGUGA
This is a messenger RNA of Hirsutella rhossiliensis, 1311 nucleotides long. Its product is annotated as helix-loop-helix DNA-binding domain-containing protein. Gene Ontology annotation, biological process: regulation of transcription by RNA polymerase II. The record is from RefSeq and is a predicted model, not a curated record. The transcript is spliced from 4 exons. Gene Ontology annotation, molecular function: RNA polymerase II cis-regulatory region sequence-specific DNA binding; DNA-binding transcription factor activity, RNA polymerase II-specific; protein dimerization activity. Lineage: Eukaryota; Fungi; Ascomycota; Sordariomycetes; Hypocreales; Ophiocordycipitaceae. The coding region runs from base 1 to 1311 and encodes 436 amino acids.